Nematostella vectensis (starlet sea anemone) is the source of this 2979-nucleotide messenger RNA. RefSeq lists its product as uncharacterized. The transcript is spliced from 7 exons. Bases 154 to 1569 code for a protein of 471 amino acids. The record is from RefSeq and is a predicted model, not a curated record. NCBI's taxonomy places the organism in Eukaryota, Metazoa, Cnidaria, Anthozoa, Actiniaria, Edwardsiidae.
CCCAUUGCGUUACCUUCAAAUUAUAUCUAACUAUUUCCGUAUCAACAAUCGGAAGUGGGAAAAUACCAGUCCCUUCCGGCAAGUGGGCUCCAAAUGAUAUCAGAUAGCACUUGAAAUCAAGGGCUUGCAUACAGUGCUCCUCCGUGUUCGAUCAUGUUGCUGCUUCUGGUUGCAUCACUUUUGCCGCUAGUCCAGCUCUGCUCGCUGCCUCCAAACACGCCGUUCUACACCCCAACACAGCGAACAAUCCUCGCACCGCUCGUAGUCCAAGCACGAGUGUUGAAUGUCUCUUCCACAGCUCGCAGAUUUGGUGAAUACGAAGCAUGCAUACGAACUCUACGCAUCUUCAAGGACACAACUAAGCGCUUUCUACCGCGCGAGUUCUGCGUUGGUAAAUUCGGACCAGAAGAGUUAUGUCUGAGUAAUGUGUAUCCCAAUGUAGAUUAUGUGUUUUUUUUGAACGAGGACCGAACUGCUCGUUAUGAUGGCUUCCCUCUGGCUGUGUUGUCAGCUGAUAUGUCGACGCUAACCAUGGUGAAUAGAGGCCAUUGCCUGCCGAGAAGCGACUACCCCCGAGCUUGCGAGCGCCCGAGAAUUGAUCGCGCCAAGUUUAAAAGAACCAAACAAAUGCAGGAGGGUGAAAGCGCUGAGUUAUCUUGCCCAGUCCUUGGUACCGGUCCAUUCGUCGUUCGCUGGCAGAAACGCGGCGAUUUCCCUUCAUGGCGGCUCAACAUUCAAGGGAACUCCCUGGAGCUUCUCGACGUGAGUGCAAGUGACGCGGGCUCGUACAUUUGCCAAGUGUCCGGCCCAGCAGGCGAAAUAACCGCUACAGUUAAAGUGACAGUUUUUCCCAAACCUUGUGGAGAUUUUUUCGUCCUGAAAAAGGAUGGGAACGUAACGAUCACCAGCCCCAGGUAUCCGAGUUAUUACCCUCGUGAUAAGAUGUGCACGUGGCGAAUCUGCCCCGCCCGAAGACAGAGGCUUGAGUUUUCCUUCAAAGCCUUCAACCUACGAAGACGUGACCGUCUUGAGAUACACAAUGAAUGCGACAGUUUAGUUACGAAUAGGGGACGUUCCUAUUGUUCCUCUACAAGCCCCGGCGUCGUUGUGUCCCAGUGUCACUCCCGGUGUGUUCAAAUAGGAUUUAUCUCAGCUGCAACUUUCGAACGUAACUACGAGGCGAGAGGCUUCCAAGCGCUUGUUACAUCUACCAACAAAGACAGCACUUUGUUUGAUUACAAGAAACUUUACUGCGAGAACGACUUACUUGUGCGGUUUCAACCGACCGAGAUUCAAAUCAGCCAGAACACAGGAAACGUUUUGAAUAACUACAAGAGCGAUUCGCCAAAAAUUGGUGACAAGAUAACUAUUUACGACUCGUACCCCUUCAAGGGAUUGUUCGGCUGCGAUGUGGAGCUUCGUUAUAGCAUGCAGUACUUUAUCGGCGCUAAGCGCGAGAGAGGCCAGUACCGACUGACCUUCGCCAUGCUCACUGGCAGCUUAGACAAUCCUAUUAACUUCGAGAAUAACUUGAACAAUUUCCUGCGUCAGCCGCCUACUUGUCGUUAGAUAGGACAAAUACGACAAUAUAACAUUUUUUUAUUAACAAAUGGAUUGGCGAGGUAGUGCAGAUUUUACAUCAACUUACCUAGGCCGUAACGGGCAUUGGAAAGCCGGGGGAACGAUACAAGGGACAUUAAAAAAGCAAACUGGGGAGAGGGGGGGGGGGGGGGGGGGCAGCCACGCCUCAUUUCCUUAUAUUAAAAAUUCAGAGAAAACUGUGGGUGGGGCACGUCCCCCCUUGCUCCUAUAGGACUAACAACACUCGCAAGGGAUAUAAGGGGCUCCAAGGAUGGAUGUGAGUGUAGGAACAAUAUGACUCAAGUUAUCUGAGUUCUUCUUAUCAGGGUUUCACCGUAUAAAACUGUGACGGGUGCAACCAAAAUUUCAAAGUGUGAGAGUCUAUUAGCAUAAAAUUACAGGGCGCAUUCUAUCCCUAAACACUAUAUAACCUGGCCUCAUAUCACCUACAAAUCGCCUUUGUUGUUAUUGUUGUUGUUAUUUGUUGUUAUUUGUUAGAGCAAAUAAUGAUAAUCCCCUUCGUAAUGCUCUGUAAAUAAAGACGUUGUUAGAUGAAAUAACUUCUAUAGUAUAGAAACUUUUUUAUUUUUAUAGAAUACAAAAUUUCAUAUAAUUUUUUUUAGUUUAUAGGCGUUCCAGCCAAAAACGUAAGCAAUGGAACGUAAAAGGUGUUCGUUUUUAUUCUUUAAUUAAACUCUUUGCAUCGGGAUUUUGGAAGAAUCCUGGCCUUUCUUUUCCGUAGUUAACCAAUGGUAAAAUACGUAAAAAGCAAUGACACUAGUAGGGCGGGUAGUACUGUUGCCAAGGUAGCAAUAGACAGUGUCUCCAUCAUGCUGGCUGGAACAAUAGCAGAUGAUUGCCCCUACUUAUGAUUUUUAUAUUAUCCAGUAUUUUUAUAUAUACUUUAUUACACUUAAUUUUCGUCAAAAAUUCGCGAUUUUGAGAUGACGAUAUGGCGACCCUUUAUUUUCGUGUUUCGCUAUUUUCGAUUUUGCGAUUUGAAGACAAGAAAAUCAAGUAAAAUAAUCAUAUGAAGAAAACGUUGUCGUUUUUGGGGUCUGGUACCGGGGAAACUUAGUUUCUUUUCAGGGACCUUCUCAACUAACUAAAGAUGGUCACAGUAACUGUAUUUUUCUUCUGGUUACAAGUCAUUAAGUUUGCGAAGCCCCUGGGGGUACGCUCACCUCAAAAAUUACAAGAACCAUGCAGAUUUUCCAAAUAAGAAAUAUAUUAGUUUCCUUAUAAGGAAGUGACCGCGUUUGUCAAAAACGACAAUUUUCAAUUUUCUUGAUAUGCAAAACUCUAACAAAAACAUAUGCGAUGGCUAAGCUUAGUUCCACAAAUUUAUUUAAAUACAAUGUAUUUCCAUAAAGCUUAUUAAAAAACAUUUUACACAAA